AUGGAGGCUUCCGCCAGCCUUGUAUUCUGCGGGGAGGCCCGGCAGGAGUUCCGGACCAGUUGUGGUGGUGGCAAACAGAAGUGGCACGACCGGGCCAAGGCUUCAAGUCGAAAGCUUGUGCCACGGGGCGGUCGCGUCGCCCUGUUUUCGCAGAUCCGCGACUGCGCCAACGUCAUUGAGAGUUUCGUUCGCCACUACGCAGCGCUGGGUUUCUUUCGCUUGCUGCUGUACCUUGAUGAUCCCGGCGAUUCGACGGCGGAAGUGUUGCAGAAGAGCGGCUGGGUGCAGGCAGGUUUCGUGGAGAUUGUCCCAGUUGACGCACAGCUCCGGGAGCAGUGGCCGUCCAUGCCCUCGUGGCGACGCGUUGGGCACUUUGCGGACAUGGAGGUGCAGAGCCGACAGAUUCUGAACAACGAGCAUGCUUUGCGGCGUGCGGGGCAGCUUGGGGCGGAUUGGCUGCUGCACGUCGAUAGCGACGAGCUGCUGUGUCUCCCGACGGCUGCUCCGCACUUUUUUUCAGCCUUGACUGCGCGAGGUUGCACCAUGUACACAUUUUGCAAUGUCGAGGGUGUCCCGGAAGCAACUCACUCGACAGAUGUUCUCCAAAGUGUUCGCGUUUUUCGCCAGAACAUGGGGCUCGUGCCGCGAAAUCCAGCAGCAGGACGUGCCUUUUUUCAGUGGCAGUUGCGCUUGGGUGGCUGGUUCAUCUCGUAUGAGAAUGGGAAGUCUGCUGUGAGCGUCAAGCAUGCUGUGAAGUGCCUCUCCGUAUGCAUGUGGGAAGUGAAGCCUCAGUUGGAGUCCGGCACGACAAAGCAGCCAGAUGGAUCGACCUGCACCUGGUUCACGAACAACGACCAUUUGUGGCAGGCAGCUGUCAAUCGUCGCAAGGAGGGCCGCCUUGCGGAUGAUGAGGAGGUUCCGCGCCUUGAUCGCUGCCGCAGCGCCAUGCUGCUUCAUUUUUGCGUCUGUGACUUCGCAUCUUUUUGGCGAAAGCGCUGGACGCAGCUGGGCUACCUGUCAGCAAGCGACCAAUUUCGCGUUCGCACGACUUCUGGCGCCAUGAUGGCCCGCUUCUACCGUUUACAGUGCGAGAAUCGGCAAUGGGAGGCCCGAGAGCUCUUUGAAGCGAUGUGCGUCAUCAAGGAUGCCGAGGCGGUGGCAGCAGAUGUUGAAGUGGGAAUUCUCAUCCGGGCCGAUCCCAAGUUUCCAGCCGGACCAUGCGGGCCAUCCUGGCCAGCUUCUCCACGGCAGGUGCCGUACCUGGAGCUGGCAAGGCAACUAGAGGCCAACGGCAAGCACUUUGAUGCCUGGCUGUUGUAUGGCAAGGCAACUGAGGGAAAGACCUCCGCCGAGAUCUUCCGACGCAGGGCAGCUUGCGCCCUGGCCGCGAAUCUCGCUGCCAAUGCCGUUGCAGACGCAUGCACGGGAGUGGAGAUGGGGGAUGUUCUGUGCCACGAAGUGGUGGCAUCCGGCUUGGAGACGCUUUGCAGACACGAAGAUGCACUAGCUGCUGCGACACAAGGAGCCAAGCUGUUGCAUGGCAGUCCGGCUGGCACGCUACUGCAGGAGUGGGAAUACUGGGAACACUGUGCCAAAGUGAAGAGGCUGACUUGUUGCCACCUCGCCAAAGCCGGGUGCAGCUUUUCCGGUGUGGCACAGGUUGCAUGUCCGGAGCAGCAUCGGCUUUUUUGUGAUUUUGUGGAACUUGUUUGCAUCUCCGCUUCCGCCUUUCAGCCUCUGAGCACGGUUUUCAUUGACUAUGUCAAUUCUAACGAAACGAUGUGCAACAUGGCCAGCUUGCUGCGGGACAAGAAUGGACUACCGGCCCCAGCUACCUACUUACUGCCGCAGAUGAGGAGUUUGCGAGUGCUGCCAGAUGCCAUUGGCUGCACAGCUGCGCUGGGCCCAUUGGUGAAGAGCCAACAGUGGCGUACCACUCUGAGCUUUCUGGAGGACAUGUACAAGACCGAAAUCCUGCCGGAUGUACAUUGCUGGAAUGUCGCGGCAGUGGGAGGAACCCGAAGGAGGUGGCCGCUUGCUCUGUUCUCCGUAAUACAGAUGCAGCAUUUAGAGCUGAUGCCCGAUGCAGUGACUCUGAGCUCUGCCAUGAGCUCGAUGUCUGGUGCAGCGUGGGACCGGGCUCUUGGGCUGCUCCAGCACGGCUCAGAGCGCGGUGUGCAGGGAGAUGGCAUUAGCUACAACGUGGCAAUCGGCAGCUGCGCCAGAGCCGGGGGAUCCUGUUGGAUCCCUGCGAUGCAUCUCCUCAUGACCAUGUCCGGCUCUACCACUGGGCCAGAUACCACCAGCAUUCGAAGCCUCCUGUACGUCCUUGAGCAUGCAGAAGCUUGGCGACAGACACUCGCUCUUCUUCACCAGCUGGGGUGCUUUCGAGUGGCACCUGGCAAGCUGCACCGCACUUUCGAAGUCGCAGCAUUUCGGCAAGCUGACGCCUGGCAAGCCGUUCUAGAUGGCUUGCUGGCCAUGAUGGCUAGGGGGAUGGAUCCAAACACCGCGUGCUACCACCAUGCAACAGCUUGCCACGAACGCUGGGAGUUCGGCAUCGCACUUCUGAGUUUUUCGGCUGGCUUGCAGAACAAUUUGCCUUUGAUCACCUCCAUUCUUCGCGUCCAAGCUGCGAAGGCAUGGCAGCGUGCCCUGAAUGUGCUAGGCUCGAUUCGGCAAGCAGGUGUGAUCCUGGAUUCCUUCGUGGUGAGCUCUUUUGGCGCCAGCCACUGGCAAAGCACACUCAGGUGUUUAUCUUUAGUGCAACUGGUCAAUGUGAAGCCCGACCUGGUCGCCCACAAUGUGGUUGCCUCAGGCAUUGCCAAAGAAAGUGCCUGGCAACGCGUGGCAGAUUUCUGGUGCCAAGCACGAGCGGGUUCCGUGCGGCCCGAUGCUGUCAGCAUGAAUAUCCGCCUCGGCUCUGGACCGUGGAACGGGGCUUUGACUUUGUUGAGAUGUGCAGCUACCAUCUCGCAAUUCAACACCGCUCUCAGUGCAUGCGAGAAGCAGGGCAAGUGGAUAUGCUCUCUGCAAAUGUUUAGUCGCAUGCUUGCUCGCGGAUUGCAGCCCAACGCUGUUACUCUUGGUGGCCUUUUGUCUGCAGACGCCGAACAGUCAUGGCCAGCAGCCCUGGGGAGGCUGCACGCGACGAGCUUCUGGUUUCGCAUCAACCCUGGCGCAGCCCACUAUGGCGCCGUGAUGACUGCAGCUGCACGCGGUGAGGUAUGGGAGGCAACCGUGCGGCUAUACGCAGGCAUUGUCAAGACGCAGGUCCCCUUGUCGGACAUCUGCGUCGAUCUCGUCAUCAAGGCAUGUGAGAAUGCUGGACGGAAGGAUCUAGGACUCAUAGCACUCUGGCAGUCGGAGGAUGGCAGGGUGCCUAUGACUUCGUCGGCCUCGUUCUGCCUGGCUUUGGCCCGACUCUCCGUGCGCGAACCUGCAGUCCUGCACGCUGCCUUUGACAACGUGUGGGCGGAGCUUGACCAGUACGAUGCGAAGGAUGCGUCAACAGUGUGGUGGGCCUUGGCCACACUGGGAACCUGGAGUGCUGCGGGCGUGCAGGCUCUCUGUGCCAAGUUGCUGGCCAGUGAGCUGACAUCUCUAUCACUGGAGAACUUGUCUGUGAUUGCUUGGGCCUCUGCGGCCGUGAAUCCAGACUUUGCCACAUCUGUUGCUACCCUGUUGUGGAUACAGAAGGCAGCUAGAGCUUGCUGGUGGCGCGAGCAGAAUCUUCCUGGGUGUAGGGAAGAAUCUGCCCAGCACAUGCUGACCAUCACUUGGGCUUGCAGCUUCGCCAAGUGUCUCACCACUCACUUCUUCGGCUUUGUAAGCCAGCACAUGCUGACAAUCGGCCGCAAUCUGGAUGCAGAGUUUCGCCUGGGUGUGGCAGCUUCCAGUGCCAACGAGACUCUGCCAUCGGAUGCAGCUGUGCCGGAGGACCCUGGAGUCGAAUUGGACUUGUCUGACAGGCUUGUACUGUACAAGCCCCCGGGCUGGGAGGUGCACGAUGGUUUCUUGCCCAAUCAGCUGCGCUGCUUCUUGCAGAAGCGAAGUCCCACGCCGCUGGCACACGAUCCAAGCCACAGUUUUGGCUUCCUCCACCGCCUGGAUGUGCCCAGUUCUGGCUUGGUUUUAGCAGCCAAGACAUACGAGGCUUUCUACGAUCUGCAAGGGCAGCUUGCGGCCGGACGCGUCACGCGCAAGUACUUGGCGCUGGUCCACGGCUGGAUGCGCGGCAGGGAGGUUUCGGCCGCUGUGUCAUGGGGCGGUGGCCAUCCGACACGAUCAGGUGGCAGUGGCAAAGCGAGCAAGACGUUGUUUCACGUCCUUGCUCGCAGUGCUGUUGCCGCACAUGCUGUGAGCCUGCUUUCCGUGCGCAUCUUUACAGGUCGGCGGCACCAGAUUCGCAGCCACCUUUCCCACAUUGGUCACCCGUUGGCUCGAGAUGAAACCUAUUCAUCGCUGGCUACUCUGACGGCAGACCUGCGGCUCAGUGCGCGAACGUGCCUCCACCGCUUCAGCUUGUCUUUCAAGGGUAUCACUGGCCAAGACCACGAAGUGGCGGCGCAGUGCCCAGAUGACUUGCUUAGUUUUUUGUUGGGGAUUUUUGAGGAGCACGACUUUCCUUCUGAGCUACGGACAUUUUUUGAUGUGCAGGCUCAGGAGAAGGCUGUGCACGACAUGGGUAUGCAGGGGGCUGCAUACUGCAGUCACAAGCUGGCAAGCAUGGACGUUUUCAGGUACUACGUGCAAUCCGGCCUGAUGGUAAGUUUUCUUGCGAAGAUGCAGAAGCUGGUAGGCUGGUGGCAUGAGAUUGGUGGAAAUGCCCAUUCGUUCACGAACGUGUACCGCAACAUUCGGCAGCAUGGCAACACGGACGAGAGUGUCGACCUGACCAGAGCAGGGGUCUACGAAAUCUCGGUCUAUGUCCAGGAGAACCCAACCAGCCUGAAAACUAUGUGCUUCCUCAUCGGCUUGUUGCUCGUCGUUUUCAGCAUCGUGACUCUCAUCAACCCCUUUGCAGUCUUGUUUAUGCCCAGACAUUACCUGGCCAACGUCUACAACAUCUUCUUUGGGGUGAUCAUUUGCAUCUGCGACGGCAAGGAGUCGUGGAUGAGAAGCUGCGGCGAUGUGCAAGCAAAGUUGUUCCAGAAGGCAUUCAUCUUGGCGAACCCCUCGGGCCGUGCCAUGUUCUACAUCUACGUCGGGACCAUGACGAUGCUUUUGGUGCCGGGAGAUGGUUUGUGGAUGAUUAUCUACAUCAUCCUUGGAUCGGCUUUAUGCCUCCUUGCUUUGACCAUGCUCUUCACGCAGUAUUGCGGCCACCUCUGCGGAGGUCGCAGUUAUGGACACAUGAGCACUCAAAACUCCGGCCAGGCAGAAAAGCAGAAUUGCAAGAGGGAGUCAGAGCCAGAAAUGAUGCAGGGAUUUGAGGCGCCGAUGCCAGUCCGCAGGAUACGUGAGUUGUGGGAUGCCAAGGAGGCAGACCUGAAGGCCUCGGGCGCGGUGGCCAUAGAUUUGGAUCCUGUGCCAGGCCUUUGGGCAGAGCUCAGCAAAGCUUGCAAGGCAAGUCUCCAAGAACGUACUGAGUUGUCGGUGACUGGCUGCGACAAGGAAGAGCAGCAUCCUUUUGGCAUCGUGUGGGCCCUCUGCAGCGCUCUCGCUGCAGAAGUGCUGCGGGCUUUCCGCUUGAUGGAGCUGCAGGUUGUCACUGAGCUGCGAAUCUCAAAAGCGCAAAGAAGUGACCCAGAGGUGGACAACGGUGGCCUCCUUCCAGACAACCGCCGUGAGGUCUCUUUUCGUCUAUUUGUGCCGGUGGAUGUUCCUGAGUCAGGACCUGACAUUGCUUCUGCUACGCUGACCCUGCAGACCAAGGAUCGUGAGGUUGCCAUGUCGUUUCCCAUCAAAGUCGGGCGAGCGUUCGUUUGGUGGAGCCGUCAGACGUUCCACCAGGUGCUCGGAGGUGAAGCCUGCUUUGCGAUCUGCUGCUGGGCCGUUGUUGCGCAGAAGCCGGGAUCACGGAAGAGACCAAGCGGGGCGCAGCUGGUGAUUGUACAUGCUCAGCCCGAUGGCCCGAUGCUCAGCCCAGGCAUGGUCUGCGGCCGCUCGAAUGAAUAUGACUUGUCAGUGCAGGCCUGGAGGCAGAAGCUGUUGGCUCGCCAACGUGCUGCCUCGCUUGGAGGCCGCCUGUCAGCACAAAUUGAGUUUACAUGCACUGAGCAGAUUGCGAGCCACCUCGCCUAUUUUGAAGCCCACAUGUUGGUGGAUGAUGCGACCAGCGGCCUUAUUAUGGGAAACGGUGUAGAAGGUGCGAGCAUGAACGCUCCCGACGCAAUGACCCGCAUGGGCCAGUUGCUGUGCAGGUGGGCCCUAUCACAGUCGCCAUCGAUAGGUCUCCUAGUGGGAGUCGACUUCGGGAUACUGUACAGUGUCAAUGGGCUUUUGUCAGUGCAGAAUAGCAACGACAGCCGCGCCUUUUUCGGGCCCGUUUGCGCAGGCGCUCGGCAGCUGGCUGACGCCUCGAGGCAAGAGGGCAUGGUCCAUCUGUCCGCCGAAACCAAGCAGCAGCUCAGCGCUCUGAGAUUUAUUCCCUUGAUUUUGGGCAGUCAGAACAGGUUCUACUUGGAUGCCUUUACGGAGGUGACCGACCCAAACGAUGCAAAGGGUGUGCAAGCGUCACGGACAUUGCUUGCUUGGAUUCUUGUUUUACGCUUUACACUGCAUCUUUACACUAUGAAUGCCAUGGCCGGUCGAAGGGAGAGGCAGUCCUAUGAAGAAUUCAAGGACCUGUUGCAACAAUAUCAUGUGGACUUGUCCAAAUUUGGCAAGGGGAACAUGAAGCCAUUGCAAAAGUUUUUCGAGUCAGUGGUAAUCGAAGAAAAGUGCUUCCUGCAGCUCCGGGGCAAUGUCUUGCAACGCUAUGUCGAACUCGUUAGGGUUCACUUGCGUUUUCGCAACGACGACGGCCGCUUGCAGGAGCUCCGGAUCAAGACGGAGACGACCGACUGGGGCACAGAGCGCGAGCGGAAUCAACUGUUGGCCAUGGUCAUGAGGCUCAAGGACCAAGGAAGCUGGAAGCAGGUUCACUUGGCAGUCGCCAACAUGGCACAAUUUCAUGCAAGUACUUCCACAAGUACUGGCCAGCUCCACAGUGUUCUUGACAGGCUCUUGAGCGGUGUUUAG
Molecule: messenger RNA, 7185 nt
Organism: Symbiodinium natans
Lineage: Eukaryota; Dinophyceae; Suessiales; Symbiodiniaceae
Source: the annotation of a GenBank genome assembly